AUGACUGCGGCAGUAACAGAGUCGCUGCGGUCAUCAACCGCUCCACCAUCGUCGAAUCAGAUGCCGAGAGUGUUGACGAACAGCGCCCCGGAGGAUGAGGGAGGACGAAGCAGCGUCUUCGGCAGGCGCAGAGCAUGGAAAAUACAAAACAACGGCGCGCACUUCUUCAAGAGAGCGAGACCGGGAGCGAAAAUAAGACUGGAACUACAAUUAUUGAUGAAGACGGAGGAGGUUGAAAAGAUUGUGAAUCUGGGGGAUUCUGCUUGCCAAAGAAAUCAGCAUUGUUGACCACAUGCCGCUAGCACUGAUUACGUGCAUCUUCAAGAAAUACCAGCGAACACUAAUUGCUGCGCAUUUUGGGCGAGUCAGUAUGAGUAGUGCACGUUGCGCAAGCAAAUCUCAAUACCUCGCGCUAGGCACGUGAUGAUCAUGACCAUUGAUCACCUGGCUUGCAAAUGUGCUGGCGAUUUAGAAUCGCAGCCGCGAAAAACAGUGUUAAUCGCCGAAGAUAAUAACUCAAAUACUUGUCGGGAUUACAUAAUAGAUCGGAAUAGAACAAGACCAAGAGUUACAAGAGUGAAUGCUACAUCACGUGAAAGUAUAGCUACGAGAACUAUAUUUUGAAGCUGCC
Amoebophrya sp. A25 is the source of this 631-nucleotide messenger RNA. The record is from the annotation of a GenBank genome assembly. NCBI's taxonomy places the organism in Eukaryota, Dinophyceae, Syndiniales, Amoebophryaceae.